ACCACUAGAGAUUUGAAGAUGGAGAGAGGACAGAGGAGAGGAUCCGCGAAUGCCGGAGCUAAAGAAGAAUCAAAGCUAUUUCCUACAAUACCAAUCAACACCAACGCUCGAUAUUCCAGGAAGGAAGAAGCUUCAUUGUUGCGGUCACGAUUGGUUCGGAAAGGAAUUUCAUUCAUUCCGGAGGAUGAUGGAUAGCGUGAUCAAAAGCGAUCGGAACAAGUUAAAUCAUCUCUGAGGAGCCAAGCAUUAAGCUUCAAAGCUUGAAAAUGGGAACUUCAGUAAACAUAAUUGUAGGAUCUCAGGUCUGGUUUGAGGACCCAGAUGUAGCUUGGCUUGAUGGUGAAGUGCACAAAAUUAAUGGUGAUAAAAUAGAGAUCCAGACAAGUGAUGGCAAAAAGGUUGUUAGAAAGUUAUCAGAUGUUUAUCCUAAAGACACAGAAGCUCCUGCUGAAGGUGUUGAUGACAUGACAAAGCUAUCUUAUUUGCAUGAGCCUGGAGUUCUGCAAAACCUGAAGUUCAGAUAUGAGCUAAAUGAAAUCUAUACUUACACUGGGAAUAUUCUAAUUGCUAUAAACCCAUUCCAAAAACUGCCUGAUCUCUAUAGUGCACAGACGAUGCAACAUUACAAGGGAGCACCGCUAGGUGAACUGAGUCCUCAUGUCUUUGCUGUUGCUGAUGCUGCUUACAGGGCAAUGAUUAAUGAAAUGAAAAGCAAUUCCAUUCUGGUUAGUGGUGAAAGUGGAGCAGGUAAAACUGAGACAACAAAAAUGCUUAUGCAUUAUCUCGCCUUUUUGGGUGGCCGUGCAGCUACUACUGAAGAUCGUACAGUUGAACAGCAAGUUCUUAAAUCUAAUCCAGUUCUCGAAGCAUUUGGCAAUGCAAAGACUGUUAGGAAUAAUAAUUCCAGCCGUUUCGGAAAAUUUGUUGAGAUUCAGUUUGAUAAACAUGGAAGAAUAUCAGGAGCAGCUAUCAGAACCUACCUCCUUGAAAGAUCCCGUGUUUGCCAAGUUUCUGAUGCUGAGCGUAAUUAUCACUGCUUUUACCUACUUUGUGCAGCACCACAAGAGGAAAUUGAUAAGUAUAAGUUGGGACACCCCAAAACAUUUCACUACCUCAACCAAUCAAAUUGCUAUGAAAUAGCAGGCGUAAGUGACGCACAGGAUUAUCUAGCCACUAGAAAAGCUAUGGAUAUUGUUGGGAUUAGUAAGGAAGAGCAGGAGGCAAUUUUCAGAGUUGUUGCUGCAAUUCUUCAUCUUGGUAAUAUUGAGUUUGCAAAAGGAAAAGAGGCUGAUUCAUCAGUUCUAAAGGAUGCCAAUGCCAAAUUCCAUCUCAAGACAGCAACAGAACUUCUUAUGUGUGACCCUGUGGCUCUGGAAGAUGCACUGCGUAAACGGGUAAUGAUCACUCCUGAGGAAGUUAUAAAACGCAGUCUUGAUCCCCUUAGUGCUGCAGUGAGCAGGGAUGGAUUGGCCAAGGCUAUAUAUUCUAGGUUAUUUGACUGGUUGGUAGAUAAGAUAAAUGUUUCAAUUGGGCAAGAUUCCCAAUCAAAGUGUAUCAUUGGGGUCCUCGACAUUUAUGGUUUUGAAAGCUUCAAGCACAAUAGCUUUGAACAAUUUUGCAUCAACUUUACAAAUGAGAAGCUGCAGCAACAUUUUAAUCAGCAUGUAUUCAAGAGCCAACAAGAAGAUUACACAAAAGAGGCUAUUGAUUGGAGCUACAUUGAAUUUGUGGAUAACCAAGAUGUUUUAGAUCUUAUUGAAAAGAGACCAGGUGGGAUCAUUGCUUUGCUUGAUGAAGCUUGUAUGUUUCCAAAGUCAACACCUGAUACAUUUUCAAAUAAACUUUAUCUGACUUUCAAGAAACAUAAGCGCUUUAUCAAGCCCAAACUGUCUCGCACAGACUUCACAAUUUCACAUUAUGCUGGAGAAGUGCAAUACCAAUCUGACCAAUUUUUAGACAAAAACAAAGACUAUGUGGUUGCUGAACACCAAGACCUCUUAAAUGCUUCCAAGUGUUCCUUUGUGGCUGGCCUUUUCCCUGACAUACUUGAAGAGCUUAAAUCUCCGAUGAAAUCUCCUAAAUCUCCAAAAACUUCCAAGUUUUCUUCAAUUGGUUCACGUGUCAAGUUACAACUACAACAGUUAAUGGACACACUGAAUGCUACAGAACCCCACUACAUCAGAUGCAUUAAACCUAAUAAUGUUCUCAAACCUGCCAUAUUUGAAAAUGUAAACAUUCUGCAACAACUGCGCUGUGCUGGUGUACUAGAGGCAAUUAAAAUAAACUGUUCUGGAUACCCCACUCGGCGCCCUUUCUCUGAGUUCAUAACCAGAUUUAGGCUCCUUGCUACAGAGGCUUUGGUAGGAAACUAUGAUGAGAAGGCUGCUUGCAAGAAGAUUCUGGACAAGUGGGGACUAAAAGGGUACCAGAUGGGCAAGACAAAGGUAUUCCUUAGAGCUGGACAAAUGGCAGAGUUGGAUGCACGAAGAGCAGAGGUUCUAAGCAGUGCAUCAAAGGUUAUACAAGGACGAAUGAGAACCCAUACUGCUCGUAAAAGGUUUAUAGCUCUGAGGGAGGCUGCAGUUUGUAUGCAAUCUCUGUGCCGAGACUUGCUGUCAAACUUUUUGUUAAAAUUAAAACGGAGGCAGCUGCAACAAAAAUUCAGGUCAAAAUGCGUCGAAACCUAUGGAGAGAAAAAUAUAACCUCCUCCGCGCCUCAGCAGUUGCGCUGCAGAUAGGUUUUCGUAAGAUGGAUGCCUGCAAAAAAUUCAGAUUUAGGAAACAAACCAAAGCUGCUACUAGGAUUCAGGCACAAUGGCGCUGCAAUAAAGCUUAUAUGCAAUAUAAGAAGCUUAAAAGAGGAGCAAUAGUUUCACAGUGCAGAUGGAGGGGAAGAGUUGCUAGAA
Messenger RNA from Ipomoea triloba (trilobed morning glory), 2906 nucleotides. RefSeq names its product myosin-9-like. Bases 267 to 2738 code for a protein of 823 amino acids. Gene Ontology annotation, cellular component: myosin complex; actin cytoskeleton; vesicle. Lineage: Eukaryota; Viridiplantae; Streptophyta; Magnoliopsida; Solanales; Convolvulaceae. The transcript has 22 exons. Gene Ontology annotation, molecular function: actin filament binding; microfilament motor activity; ATP binding. The record is from RefSeq and is a predicted model, not a curated record. Gene Ontology annotation, biological process: actin filament organization; vesicle transport along actin filament.